Physeter macrocephalus (sperm whale) is the source of this 2327-nucleotide messenger RNA. RefSeq names its product tRNA wybutosine-synthesizing protein 3 homolog. The transcript has a single exon. The record is from RefSeq and is a predicted model, not a curated record. Bases 1545 to 2162 code for a protein of 205 amino acids. Lineage: Eukaryota; Metazoa; Chordata; Mammalia; Artiodactyla; Physeteridae.
AGAUUAUACCUAAUGAUAAGGUUGUUUAUGCCAUUAACGAAUUGUUUUCGGGUUUUUUUUUGGUGGUACACAGUCCUCUCACUGUUGUGGCCUCUCCCAUUGAGGAGUACAGGCUCUGGACGCACAGGCUCAGCGGCCAUGGUCACAGGCUCAGCCGCUCCGCGGCAUGUGGGAUGCUCCCGGACCGGGGCACGAACCCAUGUCCCCUGCAUCGGCAGGCGGAUUCUCAACCACUGCGCCACCAGGGAAGCCCUUUUGCGUUUUUUUUAAUGAAAUGUUUGACAAUCUAUUCCACUGAAAGCAACCAAUUAAGUCUGCCCUUAAUAUUAGAAGUUACAAUGACUGAUAUCGUUUAGUCUUCAUAUACCUUAAUAUUCUUGCUUUUCUAUGUAGAAAUAAAGGCAUUUGGUUGGUGACUACUGCCAUUCUACAAAAACCCAGAAUGCUUCCUGAAUUCUGGCUCAGUUUGUCUAGUUAUUUUCUAACAUCAAAAGAGCAACCUUGGGGCUUCCCUGGUGGCAUAGUGGUUAGGAAUCCACCUGCCAAUGCAGGGGACACGGGUUCAGGCCGUGGUCCGGGAAGAUUCCACAUGCCGCAAAGCAACUAAGCCCGUGCACCACAACUACUGAGCCUGUGCGCCUACAGCCCGCAAGCCGCAACUACGGAAGCCCGUGCUCUGCAAUAAGAAGCCCGUGCACCGCAACGAAGAGUAGCACCCGCUCGCCACAACUAGAGAAAGCCCGUGCACAGCAACAAAGACCCAACGCAGCCUAAAAUACAUAUAUAAAAUAAAUUUUUUAAAAAGAGAGCAAACUUUCUCUAAUGUUUUAAUUAAAAAAUAAAACAUGAACAUAUCCUGGUGGUUAAAAGAAAAAUAAACAUAACUAAAAUAUGGAGAGUAAAACUAAAGUUCCCUCUUUAUGUCCUCUGCUGCCAUGUAAUUUCCUUCCCAGAGGUAGAUACUGCUAAUUUGGUGUAUAUACUUUACCACUUUUUUUCUUUUUAUGCAUGUACAUGCACACACUUGUGUAUUAUGUUUACUUUUCUUUUUUUUUUUUUUUGCCGUACGCAGGCCUCCCUCUGCUGCGGCCUCUCCCGUUGCGGAGCACAGGCUCCGGACGCGCAGGCCCAGCGGCCAUGGCUCACGGGCCCAGCCGCUCCGCGGCAUGUGGGAUCCUCCCAGACCGGGGCGCGAACCCCGUUCCCCUGCAUCGGCAGGCGGACGCGCAACCACUGUGCCACCAGGGGAGCCCUAUGUUUACUUUUCUGACUUAACAAUAUAGCUGGAAGAUCUCUGUGUUUGUGUAUCUACAUGUGUCUCAUUCUUUUCUUAUUGCUGUUAAUGUUGAAAUUCAUCUCCUAUCACCACUCCUUCAUUACCAGAGAUAGAGAAAAAUCCUAAAGAAUUGGGAAUAAAAUUUUAACAAUCACCUUACCACACCCACUUAUGUCAUAGAGAGCUAUUUAUGAUAAAUAUCUACAACCAACUUUAAGAAAACAGUAGUGGGCUAACGUGAAAGCACAGACCCUGACUCCCUCGUCGCAUGGAUCAUAGCGCAGAGUUCAGAAGAUGGAAGGCACAGUGUCUGAGCAAAGCGGACCUCAGCCGGAAAGGCAGUGUGGACGAGGAUGUGGUAGAGCUUGUGCAGCUCCUAAAUGGGCGAGAACAGUUUUUCACCACCAGUUCCUGCGCUGGCCGCAUCAUCCUCCUAGACGGGGGUAUAAAUGGUUCUGAGGUUCAGAAACAAAACUGUUGCUGGCUACUGGUUACACACAAACCCUGUGUGAAAGAUGAUGUGGCUGUCCGGAGCACACAUGGCUUAGAAGUUCCAUUGACCCAUAAAGGAAAACUGAUGGUGACAGAGGAAUAUAUCAACUUCCUGAUAAAGAUAGCAAAUCAAAAAAUGGAGGAAAACAAGAAGAGAAUUGAAAGGUUUUACAACUGCCUACAACAUGCUUUGGAAAAAGAAACUAUUUCUAUGAUCUCAUAUCCCAAAGAGAAAAUCAAAGAGAAAAAUAACUCAUCAUAUACUCACAAGGAAAAAAGAAACCCAGAAAAAGCAUGUGGCAAAUAUAUUACUGAAGAAAAUAAUAAAGAACUUGAAAAUGAUGAUCAUGAUGAUCCAGGAAUCAGUGUUACUAUCUUCCCCGAAGAUUACUGAGAUUUGGUUCUGAAGUGUCUUUGUAGAAUAAUGUUUCUAAUAGAUACAUUAUAAAGCUGCUCUUUAUAGGAGUAUUUUAGUUUGUUGAGUGUAACAGCCUUUCAGAAAAACAAGAUUUAAUUUUUCUCUAUAUUUUAGGGAAACCCUUAGCUUUUAAAAAUAGCU